Xyrauchen texanus (razorback sucker) is the source of this 4520-nucleotide messenger RNA. RefSeq names its product Krueppel-like factor 8. The transcript has 7 exons. Gene Ontology annotation, molecular function: RNA polymerase II cis-regulatory region sequence-specific DNA binding; DNA-binding transcription factor activity, RNA polymerase II-specific. The record is from RefSeq and is a predicted model, not a curated record. Gene Ontology annotation, biological process: regulation of transcription by RNA polymerase II. Bases 866 to 1906 code for a protein of 346 amino acids. Lineage: Eukaryota; Metazoa; Chordata; Actinopteri; Cypriniformes; Catostomidae.
AAACAGUGAAUGCAAUGCUAUCUUUUAAGUGGAUUUAAACGUCAUCAAAAAUAUGUGAAUGAUUGACUGGGUGAAUCACACAUGGAGGAUUAUCUCAGGUACCGUUCAUGCAAACAGACCACAAAACAGUUGAGCAGCUAAGAACAUCCGGUGCAGCCUGACGUCAUCAGGUGAGGUCACACGGCUUGUGUUCACUAAAACUGUAACGCGCACAACCACGAUGAUGAUAUUGAAUGCUAUUAUCGCGUUGGGCGCAGCUGCUGUUCGACACACACACACAGGCUCUGAUUGACACAGUGAAGGGGUGGGGACGCAGGGUGGGGUCAGCAGCAGGGAGAGGCGGAGGACAGACUCCCACAGCUCGAGCCCUACCCUGAAACACGGCAACAAACACACUCACACUGAAAGACAGCCGGGGCCACGGAAAGAGGGUUUAUUUCUCUACGCCGGGGAUAUGAUUUCUGUGAUCUACCGAGGCAACAAGCGCACCUUUCUGCUCUGAAACUGAGGUGGAAAAAUUGACAUCGAGAUCACUGUUAUUCAAAUAUCACCCCACCCGAUCAUACACUUCACCCCGUCACCAGCGCUUAGCUACCGAGAUGCACACGGAGACUCGGAAUAAAAAAGACCUUUGGCCUGCCGAUUACCCUUGGGCCAAAUGGGGACUGAGGCGGUCUCUAUGGCAAAGGCGGAGAUUCGCAGAACUUCCCAGGUUGUAUGUCUAGCGCACAACUGUACAGGUUCAAAGAGGGAAAAAAAAAUGCGGGCAAAGUACAAAUCCAUUAAAACGUCCAAUGGACAACGCAGUUUCCAAAGAAAUUACUUUAAAUGGUCCGGUGAACUUUCAUAGAUGGAGUACUAGGAUAUGUUCCCGCUGUUAGUGGAGAAACCACUCUGGACACUAUGGAAGUUACAGUCGUGUCAGACGAGUCCGAAGAAAUCCACUGCAGCCGCCUCUGAGCCGGCCGAGGAGAUGCCAUCCAUACAGAUCAAGCUGGAACCAGAGGAGGUGGAGUGUGUGGUGAAAGAAGAGCCGUUAGAUGAUUUUCCCGAACCUGCAGACCUCAAAAUCAAAUCCUCGCCACCUCCGCUAUUUGAGAUCAGCACCCAACCAGCCGAUGCCGACCAGACGGAACCUGUGGACCUGUCCCUCAACAAGCCCCGCCCCUCCCUUCCAGUUGCCACGGCAAUGUCGACCUCCUUAAACCUGCAACACCAGAACAUCAUUCCCACUGUGCUCUCACCAGGCUCCAUCCUGGCAUCCACAGAGGUUGGAGGUCAACAGAUCCUGCACGUCAUCCACACCAUACCCUCCGUGAGCAUGCCCAGUAAAGUUGGGCAGCUGCAGACCAUCCCUGUGGUGGUCCAGUCCUUACCGGUGGUCUACACAACUGUACCCACAGACGGAGUGACCACCACAACCAUCACCGUACCUCUCAUUGGGAGCGACGGCCGGUCGGAUGGAACAGUGCGUAUCAAGCCAGGCUCAGCCUCUCCAGUCGAGUUUCAAAGUGACAGUGAGGCAGAAAGUGGCACGGAGUCUGGAUCAGCCUCUUUUAUCACACAAGGGAUAGACGGCGGUAUGAAUAUGGAUGUGGACAUUCAAAUUGACCCAGACUCUCCGGAAAUGAAAAGAAGGCGUGUGCACAUGUGCGAUUACGAUGGCUGCAACAAAGUCUACACCAAGAGUUCACAUCUAAAAGCCCACCGCAGGAUACACACAGGUGAAAAGCCGUACCAGUGCACUUGGGAGGGCUGCACCUGGCGCUUUGCCCGCUCGGACGAGCUGACACGGCACUUUCGUAAGCACACUGGCAUCAAGCCCUUCCGUUGCACCGACUGCGACCGCAGUUUCUCCCGCUCCGACCACCUGGCGCUUCACAGACGCCGCCACGUUAUGAUGUGAAACUAACUCGCCUCGCCCUCCCUGGCCCUCACCUCCCUGCCUGCUCCUCAGGAGAUGCACGCCCACCCAGAGGGUUCCAAACGCUGUUCCAAACCCCUGUCUCCAGAGACGAUCCUUUGUUGAAUAUGGAGAAGGGGUGGCACAGUCAUAAUGGUGACCCGUUUUGGUCAGAACACUUUCACUGUGUUCUGCCAUGCUUCCUGAAGCUACAAACCACCCGUCCACUAAUGACCUCCACCGCCAUCUCAAUGCCUGGUCAUAUUAGCCGUUAUUGAAGGGACUAAACGAAAGGCAAACUGCAAGCAGCACUGCUGUAAGCAAAGAGUGAUGUUUGGGGAAGUUACCCCCUCCCUCUCCCCCACCCCCCUCCUUAUUUUGAGGAUGAUUCUUUUAAAAACAAGUAUGAAAAAGGGUCGCCGCUAAAGAUAAGGAAGCUAAAGAAUUCAUAUAAGAUAACAAAAAAAGUCUAUGUACCAUAACUUUUGAUAAUUUUAAUGAGAAAGUAGGUUGGAGAAGCAUUGACAGCUGCCUUGAUUAAUUCUUACAUUUAAUCUGAACUUUUUGUUGUCCUGAAUUUGUACACACAAGCUAGCUCUACGUACAUUUUAGAGUCUGUAUAUUUGUGCGUGGAUGGGAGUUUGGUGUAUUGUUGUCUUAUUUACCCAUCUAUUUUAACACGUGUAGUAGAGGCAGGGGGCUGACAAGACUGUGAAUUUUAGUACUUUAAUUUUCUUGAUUAGUAUCUGUUGUCUGAGCAUCCCCCCCCCCCAAAAAAAUUAUUUAGCACAAAAACAGUAUUUGUGUUCUUUUUCAAUAGUCAUUUUGCUAAUGCAAAUAUUGGCAACUAACUGAAUUAACAUCAAUCAAAAGUGUUCUUUAUCUUUUUUCUAACCUUCAAAUAUUCUUUGAAAAGUCUGUGAAAAAGGUUUUCAAAAGAAAACUCACAGGGAAAGGGUAACCUUACUAAAUUGGUGUGUGUCUGUAUGUAGAAGCACACUUGUUUGCAUAUUUGUAAAGACAUAAUCAGAGUUAUAAUAGGAGAGGUGUGUUGUAGGCACAUGUUGUUACUUCUAGCCCAUCAGAGCCUUAAUUGAAGUAAAUGUGCAAGUCUAAUUUGCACAAUGGGUUUUCGGAGUACCUCGGGGUUCAGUGUUGGGCCCUCUUUAGUUUUGUGAGGCACCCUGAAAAUCCAUGUUUGCACCUAGAUUACUUUUACAAAACAUGUAUCAACUCAUGCUCUGGGUUCACUUGAUUAUGCAAAUAUACCCCCACCAUCCCCCCAAAUGCUGUUGAUGUUAUUUGAUAUUGAUGUAAUGAAAUGUUGUGUGCAGUCAACACCGAUCUGUGAGGAGAGGGUAUCUCGUAUGCAUUAUUACUCCCUUCAAGCUAGCACUCAUAGCCAUUGUCAUAAUUUCAAUUGCUAUAGCAGCUGAUAAAGAGUGCUUAUUAUGCCUUUUUUAAGAAACACUGCUUGUUCGAUUACAGCCUUCGAGAGUUAAGAGCAUGUCUGCAACAGCUGCAUGAUCUUCGGUCCGUGAGCAAUGCAAUCUUCAGAUUUUCUAUCAUUCUCUCGCUUAAAGUCUAAAAUGUUACAAAGCACAUCUUUCUAGAAAGAGUAUAUGCAUUUGAUUGUCAUCCUUUUUUAAACUGUUCAUAGACAUACAGAUGAUUAAUGAAUAAUUAAAGAAUAAAUGUACAUACUGUAUAUAAUCGACGAAGUUCUGAAUAAAUGUAACGGGUGGAUUUCUAUUUUUAACAAUGACUAGACAAUGUGAAAUACUCAUGUUUUCAUUUCCUUUUUGUUGGUUUUUAAAAUGUGUUUUUUGUUUUUACUUUUUUAAUCCUAUGAAUAAGCCCUCAAUGUGUUUUACACCUGUGUUGCAUGGAGAGUAGGGUUUUUUUUUCCUUUGUGAAGUUGGUGAGUAUGCCAAAGUGUUGAUGCCCUGACAGACAUGGCCUAGAAGCACUGAUAAUCCACAAUUCUAUUUCCAUGUGCAACCACGGCCAUUUGUAGCACAUGUAUGGCCUGUUUCUAAUUACAAAAAUACAUUUACAAUAACUGUUAAUGAAUACCUCAUUCUAACUGUUGUAUUGUGCCCUUAUAUAAAUAUCCCAUCAUAUCAUCCUAAAUUGGGAUUAUUCCAUUCUAAACUGACUGUGUUUCAUGGCAUUCAUUUAAGAGUAGAUUCCCCCUCUUUAGAAAUGAAUAAAUAUGCACCCACGACAUAAAUGUGACAUCUGAGCAUGUUGGCUUUCAUCACUUAAAACAAAAAAGUGCACCCUUAUGCUCAAAUCAUAAAUAGGGCUUGGGUUUUGUGUGAGUGUAUGUGUGCAAGUGUGGUUAUCACAAAAUUAUCUUUUAAACUUUCAGAAUCAUAGGUAUUUUAUAUUGAAUGCAGUAACUUAUGGGCCAGUACUAUAUUACUCAGUGCAAUGCAGUUAUCAUUAUAAAAAAACAAGUAAUUAAUGUUAAUUAUUUUGUAUUUGUACAGAACAAGUGUGUAAAGAUCAGUGAGGAAAACGUAAGCUUUUUGAUACUGUGAGAAAUGGUGAUUAAAGUCAGUUUCCCCUGUACAGUUGUGAUUACCCACUUUUAUAUAAUAAAAUGUUUUUG